CAUUGUUAUGAAUCACAAUGGCACAGGUCAUCUGUGGGUUAUAAAGGCAGCCUGGAGCCCUGUUGCUACAGUGUGACAAAAAUCAGCCAACACAAUGGGAAAGAUCAUCUUCUAUGAGGACAGAAACUUUCAGGGCCGCUCCUAUGAAUGCAGCGGCGAAUGCUCUGACCUGCACUCCCACUUCAGCCGCUGUAACUCCAUCAGGGUGGACAGUGGAGCCUGGAUGGUCUACGAGAAACCCAACUACAUGGGCUACCAGUACUUCCUGAGGAAGGGGGACUAUUCAGACUACCAGCGCUGGAUGGGAUUCAACGACUGUGUUCGAUCCUGCCGUAUGAUCCCCAUGCACCAAGGAUCUCAUAAGAUGAUGAUCUACGAGCGCCCAGACUUUGGACGGCAGAUGAUGGAGCUCACUGAUGACUGCCCUUCUCUCUAUGAGCGGUUCCAUUUUAACGACGUACUCUCCUGCAACGUGAUGGACGGCCAGUGGCUGUUCUACGAGCAUCCUCAUUACAGGGGGCGCCAGUACCUGCUGCUCCCAGGUCAGUACAGGAGUUUUCAAGAGUGGGGAAGCAUAAACCCCAGGGUAGGAUCGAUCAGACGUAUCACAAUGUAAGAAAGUGGAUGUAUAAAGUGUUGUGCGCGUAAAAUACUAGAAAUAAAGUCAAUAAACCUAA
Girardinichthys multiradiatus is the source of this 677-nucleotide messenger RNA. RefSeq names its product gamma-crystallin M2-like. Gene Ontology annotation, molecular function: structural constituent of eye lens. The coding region runs from base 95 to 616 and encodes 173 amino acids. The transcript has 3 exons. NCBI's taxonomy places the organism in Eukaryota, Metazoa, Chordata, Actinopteri, Cyprinodontiformes, Goodeidae. The record is from RefSeq and is a predicted model, not a curated record. Gene Ontology annotation, biological process: lens development in camera-type eye; visual perception.